Molecule: messenger RNA, 3135 nt
Organism: Verruconis gallopava
Lineage: Eukaryota; Fungi; Ascomycota; Dothideomycetes; Venturiales; Sympoventuriaceae
Exons: 4
Coding region: 1-3135 (1044 amino acids)
Source: RefSeq, a predicted model, not a curated record
AUGAUAGAAACAGAAGUAAAUGAAGCUGUCGGGCCACUAGCACAAACUCAAGUUGCUCUGGUUUCCGCGAAAAGGGCACAUGAGACUCCACGUUCUCUGAGCGGACUUUUGUUCUCUCUAGUCGAAUCUAACCCAGAUGCUCCUCUCAUAGGGUAUCCAUCAUCUCCCUCAAGUGCUUCAGACUAUAUCUUUUAUACCCCAGCACAAGUGCAUCGACUUGCAAAGAAAGCUUCAACUAUCUUCAUAUCUAGGAACAUUAAAGCACAUACCGAUCCUGAUGUCGAUAAAGUAGUUGCUCUCCUUGCACCAUCCAAUUUUGACUACAUAGUAGCCGUUUUCACUCUCAUACGCCUACGAUGUACGAUUUUGUUGCUGUCCAAUCGCCUAGCUACGGAGGCAUAUUUGAACCUCCUUGACAAAACAAAUUGUCACGAUAUCAUCGUGUCCAAGUCAAUGUCUAAAAUUGGUGAGGAGAUUGUCAGGGCCCGACCGAUGAAUGUUGUGGAACUUCCUACAAGAGAUGAAUGCGAUCUAGUGCCUGAAGCUGUCGAUCAGCUUCCACCCGAGCCACAUUCAAUCAGCGAGAGAACAGCUUUUAUUAUACAUUCCUCAGGAUCCACCGGGCUUCCAAAGCCAAUCUUUCAGUCUCACCGAGCCUGUCUUAUGAACUACACUGGAGGCAAUGGCCACCGUGCACUUGUGACUCUACCACUCUAUCAUAACCACGGGCUGUCAACCUUCUUUCGCGCAGUCUGUACCUGCACUCCCGUGGCCCUCUAUAACGCUAACUUACCCCUAACUGCAUCGAACUUAAUUCAAACACUCGAGGCAGUACGACCUGGAAGCUUUCACGGUGUUCCCUAUGCUCUCAAACUCUUGGCUGAAGACCAUCGGGGAACGAACUUGCUUGCUCAAUGUAAAUUAGUCAUGUUCGGAGGUAGCAGCUGCCCAGAUGACAUCGGCGACAAGUUAGUUUCCAAUGGUGUAUAUCUUGUUUCCCACUAUGGAUCCACUGAGAUGGGGCAGCUAAUGACCUCUUUCCGUCCUGAGGGCGACACAGCCUGGAAUUAUGUGCGCCCUGUUGAGAAUGCUAGUCGUUAUUUACAUUUCAAGCCCAUCGAAGAUAAUAUAUUCGAGCUUGUAGUGCUAGACGGCUGGAAAUCGAAAGUAGCGAGCAACUCCGACAAUCCCCCAAACUCGUUCUAUACAAGCGAUUUGUUCACUCCCCACAAAACCAUACCUAAUGCGUGGAAAUAUGUUUCUCGUAACGACGACCGAAUUACAUUAGUAAAUGGAGAAAAGGUUUUGCCCAUCCCUUUCGAGAACAGGCUCCGCAAAGAUCCGUUGAUUAAAGAAGCACUGCUGUUCGGAGUUGGAAAGGCUCUUCCAGGACUCUUUGUUAUUCCAAGUGAGAAGGCGGUAGCUAUGACGAAAUCUCAAUUUUUGGAUGCCAUCUGGCCUACCAUCGCCGCCGCAAACAGCAAGGCUGAAGCUUUCGGUCAGAUUACUAGGGAAAUGGUCGAGAUACUGCCAUCUAAUGUCAAUUAUCCAGCUACAGACAAGGGAACCAUCAUUCGAGCUGCCUCAUACCGACAAUUUUCCUCUCUAAUACAGGAUGUCUACAGGCGCUUUGAGGGAGAAACUUUCAAGCCCAGUGGACGCAAGCUGCAAUUGGAUCAAAAAGAGUUGGAAGAUUUCAUACUGGCUGCGUUCAAAGACAAGACUCAGAAGAUACUAGCACCUGAUGACGAUUUCUUCAAUGCUGGUAUCGACAGCCUUCAGGCUAUAACAGUUCAAGCUUUAAUAAAGCGCGAAAUUGAUGUUGGAAGGUCACACAUUGGCGCCAAUGUCAUAUAUGAGCAUCCCAAUACGCGUGCUUUGGCAGCCCACUUGCUCUUCUUAAGGAAUGGAAUUGAACAGAAAAAAGAAGGUGAAAUCGAAAUCAUGCAGAAACUUAUCACAAAGUAUUCUCACUUCGAGAAACACGCCCCAAAAACACCUCGCGUUGUCCUCCUAACCGGCUCAACUGGAUCUUUAGGUGCCCAUCUUUUGGCACUUUUGUGCCGUAUGGAAAAUGUCACGGCUAUAUAUUGUCCAGUGAGAGCAUCGAGUACUUCAGUAGCGAUGGAUCGAGUUCUCACAACGUUGAGCAAAAAAGGCCUUGUUCCUUUUCAGUGUAGCGACAAGAUAGUGGCACUACCUGCGGAUCUCAGCAAAGAAAACCUUGGGCUACCAGCUUCUGUUCUAGAAAGACUAAAAGAAUCAUUAACGGAAGUAAUUCAUAGUGCUUGGGCUGUAAACUUCAAUUUGGGGGUCUCGACAUUCGAACAACAGCACAUCAAAGGUGUCUCUAAUCUGAUCAAACUAUGCCUUUCGGUAAAGAGGCAAAAUCCAGCACGCUUCUAUUUUUGCUCCUCUAUUUCCGUCGCUGCCGGCACACCUCUACCAGCUAAAAUUGCAGAAGCUCCAAUCCCUGACUUACAUCACGCGCAAAACAUGGGUUAUGCUCGUUCAAAACUGGUAGCUGAGAGAAUUGUCCAAGCAGCAGCGGAGAGCACUGGGAUGAUUGCCAAAAUUCUGCGGAUUGGGCAAAUAAUUGGAGAUAUCGAAAACGGCAUCUGGAAUGCGACAGAGGCGAUACCCCUCAUGAUUCGAAGUGCCGUCACCAUGGGAGCUCUGCCAGAUCUUGACGAGACUCCAAACUGGUUACCCGUAGAUCUAACGGCACGCAUAAUCCUCGACAUCACUGGUCUCAGUGGUAAGACGAUCACGGAAAGGGAUCUGUAUGAUCCAAGGGUAGUUUUCCAUGUCCAAAAUCCGAGAUCUUUCCACUGGACUAAAGAUCUUCUGCCGGCUUUGAGAUCAUCCGGUCUUCAAUUCGAAAUUGUUAAGCAGCGCGAUUGGGUACAAAAGUUACGUGAGAGUAACCCUGAUCCUGUAAUAAAUCCGACCAUCAAAUUGUUGGACUUCUUCGCUGAGAAGUACGACAAUGACCGACCAGGUAGAAGAGGACUUGUUUUUGAGACCCAAAAGACAGAGACAAUGAGCCCUACAAUUCGUGGUGGCUACGAUGUGAUAGGCAGUGGGUUGAUAGAAAAGAUUGUGGCACGUUGGAGAGCAUUUGAUUGGGCAUGA